CGCUCUAAGUCAUGCGAGCUUCGAGUCAACGAACUGUGUAGCCGAAGACGCGGGAGAGAGUUGGCAAGAAUUUGGCUUCGAAAUAGUCCUCAAAGAACGGCCUACCUGCAGUGCGCUAAACUCGGAGACUUCUUGAAUGAACUGAAACGCUGCUAAGUUUGCGCUUGGAAAACACAGGAGGAAAGAAGAUGAAUGUGCCGUGGUGCAUUUGUGGGUUUGUGCUGAUGCCCCUUCUCGUGACCAUAGGAGAAUCCGCCAUUGCUCUCAACACGGAAAAAGAGCGAGUUGACCUUGGAGCAAGUUUAAGGGUUGAUUGCACUGUAAGUGGAGGCGAAACUUUCGAAGGCUGGUUCUCGCCUGGAGGUGCAAGGGUGUCUGAUCAAGAAAUCGAGCGGAUUCAUUCAGAUAGAAAUGGCGACCGGUAUACUCUGCAUGUCAACAACAUUACAGUACAAGAUGGCGGACAGUACACCUGCCGAGGAAAUACUGGGAACAAGAUUUUCUUGCUUUGGGUCACACAUAUCAAAGUGAACACAACACAAUACCUGCGCAUCGACGGAGAUGCCAUCAUUAAAGUCGACGUGGACGGGUUCCCAAAACCGACAGUUGUCUGGAAAAAAGGCAAUGGCGAAUUGAUUCCUAUAGUGAACGAUCGAUAUUCGGUGUUAGAAGACUUCUCGCUGAGAAUAUCUGGGAUGACGCCAAAAGAUGAAGGAAACUACAUAUUCGAAGUCACGCAAGCAGCACUGUUCCGGCCUUUUACGAUAAAAGCUAUUGCAUUCAGUCCACCUGAGAUUAUCCAACAGCCUGUCCCGAUAAAACGUUACGUUACAGUAGGCUACAACACAUCGUUCACCUGCAUUGUGACAGGGUUUCCAAAACCCACGGUGCAGUGGAUUAACCCUGGAGGCAGAGAGGUCGAUACCUUUGACCCCCGCUACGAAAUAAUCGGCGACACGUUCUAUAUUUACAACAUUGAGUCAAAUGACAAGGGUAACUGGACUUGCCGAGUUACUGGUGGUGAUGUUACCAUUGAAGCGGUGGCUACAAUAAUCGACGUUUACACCGCCCCUUUAGUCGCAGAGCCCUCCUUCCCAUGGGUCUACUGGUUUGAGUUGUACAGACCUGCCUCGAUCACGUGCAGAGCAAAUGGCAAACCUCCACCCACCGUGGUCAUACUCAAGGCCGGUAGGAUUCACCCGAGGAUGAAGAUGAGGCCAGGAGCAGCCUCGAUAGAGUUCUACUUGUUAAGAGAGCACGACCUGGGCAAUUACACGUGCGAGGCGUGGGGCCCGGCUCGUGACUCGCAAGGCAUGCCCGUUGUCGUCAACCAAUCCGUUGCUCUGUACACAAGAGAUAAACCAGUCAUCAAUCCGGGUGGAAGUCCCAAAGAGAUCUUCUCCUAUGUCGGUAACACUCAACCCGUCCGCAUUAACUGUGACUUUAUAAGCUGGCCCCUGGCCAACGUCACCAUCUGGAGAGGCUUCUACGAGCUAACGAACGGUACCGAUCAGGCCACGCUAUAUGUAUGGACGUACGCGUGGGAGGAUUUCGGGCCUUACAGCUGCAUCGGCAGUAACAUGUUUGGGGAGGUCAACUACACCGUGUGGAUCAGGCAUGCGACGCCGCCGAGCAAACCGGAGAACAUCGAGGUGAACGUGACGUGCGACAGGGCCUACUUUUCCUGGACUCCGCCCAGCGACACAGGGGGAAUGGACAUUGAACGGUAUGUGAUCGACAAUGGCAGAGGCCACCGAGAGAACACUAACGACUCCUACCCACUCUUCUAUCUGUGGGACUUAGUUCCAAACACAGAGUACACCAUCACUAUUCGCGCCAUGAACCGGCAAGGAGCCGGUGCCCCCGCCACAGUCAUCUUCAGGACCAAUGCGACAUGUGUUCCGAAGCGUCCAGAGGUAUUUUCACCAGUGGAAUACGUGUUGGACCGGAACUUCCUCGACUUACGCUGGAAAGCGCCCUCAAACGCUAAAGAUUGGGAUGGUCUUUACUACAGGAUAUUGGUCAAGGAUAAAGAGGACUACACAAACAUCGGCAAUACCAAGGUUUAUUCCUCUAUUGAGAGAGUGCAGCGAAUCGGUGGUCUCCAGCGGAACAUGACGUACGAAAUCAUACUUUGGGCCGUGACGCCUAUGGAUCACUACAGUGAGCCAACGUUCACCCACUACUUUGUACACCCUAAUGCUUGGGGUGCUGCGCAUGCGUUAACAGCAAGCCUCUGGUCCAUUCUCCUUGCUGCACUGAUCGCGUUGAGCAUGCGCAGUUAGAAGACGAGUAGGCAUUGUAUCGAUGCUGUUAUACUUUCAUAGUUGUGUAGAACAAUACUGAGCCUCUAGGUGGAAAAUAUCUUAAUGUUUUCACGAAAGAAGUUUUAGUACCUGAGGAAUACCUUUAGCUCUCUGAGUGUGAAGCAAAAAGCUAUACUAAUAAGUCCGUUCCGUUUAUAAGGAUAAAAAAAGGAAUUUUUACCCAAUGGUGGAUCGAGGGGUGGUUUCGUGGGUUGAAUAUAGAGCCGCCAUUUUAUGAAAAAUGACGCCAGUCCCCAGUUGCAGACAAUCGAUGGCUUGGAAGAUUUUGAUAUAUAUGUUAUAGACUAUAUAUGAUAUAGACUAUAGAUGUGUUAUAUAACCACCUUAAGGUCCGCCAAUACCGUUGAUCGCAAAAAUCCUCUACCUACCCUAUGUGGCGAUGCAUUGCAUGACAUAAGCAUACCAUGAUCUUGUACAAGUGGUUUUAUCGCACAAUCAUCAUACGAGGCGCAAAUUACCUGCCUCGCCUUCUGGGUUUGAAACUCGUCGAUUUAUUAGCCACCUUGGAAUGUACAGGACCAAGUGAAAUAUUAGAACAAAUCUAAUGAUUUGAACCAAUGUUAAUCAAGCAUUGUAAAAAUAACGUUUUUUUUUAGACUCGAUGAAGUUUUCGGAACACUUUCAAGCAGUUUUGUACUUUUUUAGUUGAGUUAUUCGCUGCAAUAAUAAUGAUAAUCUAUUAGAAUAAACAAUGUAUUACAGUGUAGCCACCAUAACGGACCUUCAGGGUACAACCUUAAUAUUACGGAUUUUCCAAUGUCCUAUUUUGAAUUUUUCAGUCAGUCUCCUUAAAUAAAACCUCCAUUUUGAGGACAACUACAUAUAAGAGAGGCAUCUUUCGGUCCCGAGGGUGUACGCUCUAUGAGGUAACACUGUAAUGAUAGUAACGAUGUAUUGUGUCAGGCGCUCGAUGGUCACGUGCUCAGCUGUUCAACAACCUUCUAAGGGCUGGUUUAGACAGCAUGAUUUAGUCGUAUGCGACUUGCCCGCAACACCUCUACAGUUGUAGAGUGUAAAUCAAGCUACGACUCCGCUUCGACGUUCGGCUAUGAAAAUCGUAUUGUGUAAUUCAGGGUAUUGUGUAAUUCAGGGCUAAGACAUGUCGUAGGCAGGUCGCAUAUGGCUUAAUCGUGCUGUCUGAAUCAGCCUUAAUGGCCUAUCUAGAAAACUAUUCGCAGGUACUACACAAAUAAAUAACGUGAGGUCGAAGUA
Molecule: messenger RNA, 3539 nt
Organism: Nematostella vectensis (starlet sea anemone)
Lineage: Eukaryota; Metazoa; Cnidaria; Anthozoa; Actiniaria; Edwardsiidae
Product: neural cell adhesion molecule 2
Exons: 13
Coding region: 189-2285 (698 amino acids)
Molecular function (GO): protein binding
Source: RefSeq, a predicted model, not a curated record